CAAAUUGUCAAGGGAUUUUCUUGUAUGCGGGAAGAAAAAACAAGAAGGGUUUUAAGCGGAGAGUUCAGUUCUCCUCCGAGCAGAAUCAAAACUCACAAAGGCGUCAAUGAAAGCCGUGGUCCAGCGAGUUGCCUCCGCCAGCGUCGAGGUGGAAGGAUCUCCAGUCUCGGCAAUCGGGCCAGGACUCCUUGUACUCGUCGGAAUUCACGACCUUGAUACCGAUUCUGAUGCUGAUUAUAUAUGUCGUAAGGUGUUGAACAUGAGAUUGUUUCCUAAUGAAAAAACAGGCAAAACAUGGGACCAAAGUGUAGUGCAGAAAAAUUACGAGGUUCUAUUAGUGAGUCAAUUUACGUUGUAUGGUAUAAUGAAGGGUAACAAGCCAGAUUUUCAUGUGGCAAUGGCACCCGAUAGAGCAAAAUCCUUCUAUGCUUCUUUAGUGGAAAGAUUCCAAAGAAGUUACAAAUUAGAAUCAGUAAAAGAUGGAGUCUUUGGAGCAAUGAUGAAGGUCAAUUUGGUAAAUGAUGGUCCAGUUACAAUGCAACUCGAGUCACCAAAUUCAUCAAGGUGUACAAAUGAUGUAGCAGAGCCAGAAAAGACUUCAAAUUGAAGCAUAUGUAUCGCUAGUUUACACCACAAACGGAGUUACCAUUGAAUUUAUAAUGAUUUAUGUUUUUUUCGGAUGAUUAGAAUUAUAAAAAAAUUGAUUACUUGAUAUGAUUUUGUUUUAAAAUAUCUAAAUCCGAAAAUCUGAUCUCUAUAUAUCAGGAAAUCCGUUAUGAAAAUUUAAUUUACGGAUUUUAGUAA
Messenger RNA from Lactuca sativa (garden lettuce), 804 nucleotides. RefSeq names its product D-Tyr-tRNA(Tyr) deacylase family protein. Gene Ontology annotation, molecular function: D-tyrosyl-tRNA(Tyr) deacylase activity. Gene Ontology annotation, biological process: tRNA metabolic process. Gene Ontology annotation, cellular component: cytoplasm. The record is from RefSeq and is a predicted model, not a curated record. NCBI's taxonomy places the organism in Eukaryota, Viridiplantae, Streptophyta, Magnoliopsida, Asterales, Asteraceae.